Messenger RNA from Acomys russatus (golden spiny mouse), 951 nucleotides. RefSeq names its product olfactory receptor 52K1-like. The record is from RefSeq and is a predicted model, not a curated record. Gene Ontology annotation, biological process: G protein-coupled receptor signaling pathway. Gene Ontology annotation, molecular function: G protein-coupled receptor activity; olfactory receptor activity. Gene Ontology annotation, cellular component: membrane. The coding region runs from base 1 to 951 and encodes 316 amino acids. The transcript has a single exon. NCBI's taxonomy places the organism in Eukaryota, Metazoa, Chordata, Mammalia, Rodentia, Muridae.
AUGAUAAACAAUAUGACACAUCCCUACAUUUCAUUUUUCUACUUGGUUGGUAUUCCUGGCUUGGAAAAAUUUCACUGCUUCAUCAGCAUCCCUGUGUGCUUCCUGUUUGUCUUGACCUUGGUGGGAAAUAGCAUAAUCAUUGUGACUGUCAAACUAGAACCAAGCCUCCACCAGCCUAUGUUUUUCUUCCUUUGUAUGUUGGCAACAAAUGACAUGUUUCUUACUUGCUCCACGGCCUUGAAAAUGCUUGCGAUUUUCUGGUUUGAUGAACACUGGAUUGAAUUUGAUGCCUGUCUAACACAAAUGUACUUUAUCCACACACUUUGCAUUUUUGAGUCAGGCAUCCUAGUGGCCAUGGCUUUUGAUCGCUUUGUGGCCAUUUGCAUCCCACUACACUACUCAACUAUCCUUACAACAUCUAUGGUUAUUAAACUGGGUUUAGUUGGCUUGAGCAGAGCUCUGUUCAUGGUUCUGCCAGGUCCUCUUCUCAUUAAGAGACUGCCCUACUACACAAGCUAUGUCAUUCCUCAUGCUUACUGUGAACACAUGGCUGUGGUGAAGUUGGCCAGUGCCAACACUCGCAUUAACAGAGCUUACGGAAUCUCAGUGGCAAUUUCAGUAACAAUAUUGGACAUAUGGCUCAUAGCCACAUCCUAUAUAAAAAUUCUCCAAGCAGUUUUCCGGCUCUCUUCCAAAAAUGCCCGCUCUAAAGCCCUGGGCACCUGUGCUGCCCAUGUCUGCACCAUUCUUGCCUUCUAUUCACCUGCACUGUUCAGCUUCCUAACACAUCGCAUUGGCAAGCAUGUGUCUCCAAGUGUCCACAUCAUCCUGGCAAGCAUGUACCUUCUAGUACCCCCCUCAGUCAAUCCCUUGGUGUAUGGUGUCAAGACAAAACAGAUUCGGGAUCGAGUGCUGAGUCUCUUCUCACCCUUGAAAAUUACUGUAUACUAA